This is a messenger RNA of Closterium sp. Yama58-4, 963 nucleotides long. NCBI's taxonomy places the organism in Eukaryota, Viridiplantae, Streptophyta, Zygnematophyceae, Desmidiales, Closteriaceae. The record is from the annotation of a GenBank genome assembly.
AUGCCAGCGCCGGCCACGUGCCUCUACGCCGCCUUUGCAGUCGCCACGCACCCCUGUGCGCGCAUCACCGCGCGCCACUACAGCGCUGCGCUGGCCUCCCCGGGAGUGGUGGCGGUGCUGGACGCCUCGCACCUGCCGUCCGGGGGGGCCAACAUCGCGUCGCUGCUUGUGGGGGCGGUGGACCCACUCUUUGCCGACAACACCUCGCACUUCCAUGGCCAGCCUGUCGCCCUCGUGGUGCGUGCUGGGUGCUGCUGGGUGGCAUGGAAGGGUGUGGAGGGUGGCGCAGGGACAAAAGGGGGGAAGUGGGGUUUGUGUUGCGGCCAUUGGCUGGCUGCUGUGCGUUGGUCUAUGUGGCGCUCUGCACUUGGAACUCCGCUCCGUGCUCUCUCAUCGUUUCCUCUCCUUUGCCACCUCAACACCACACCACCUCAACAGCACACCACCUCAACAGCACACCACCUCAACAGCACAGCACCUCAACAGCACACCACCUCAACAGCACACCACCUCAACAGCACAGCACCUCAACAGCACAGCACCUCAACAGCACACCACCUCAACACCAAACCACCUCAACAGCACACCACCUCAACACCACACCACCUCAACAGCACACCACCUCAACAGCACACCACCUCAACACCACACCACCUCAACAGCACACCACCUCAACACCACACCACCUCAACAGCACACCACCUCAACAGCACAGCACCUCAACAGCACAGCACCUCAACAGCACAGCACCUCAACAGCACAGCACCUCAACAGCACAGCACCUCAACAGCACACCACAUCAACAGCACACCACCUCAACAGCACAGCACCUCAACAGCACAGCACCUCAACAGCACAGCACCUGAACAGCACAGCACCUCAAUCAUUCCUCUCACCACUUCCUUUCCACGCCUCUCCAUCUCGAUCCCCGGUUUCCCUCCCAUCCCUCCUCACCACCCGUGA